AUGUUGGCCUUAACUUUUCUCGUGUUUCAAACGGCUCGCGCAUUUUUUGCUUUGGAAUACUUGGUGAUACUAUCCGAGCAGCAGAACCAAUUCAGCCAGGUGUCCGAGGGCAGCGCCCUAAGUUGGAAUACCCGCAUCAAAGGGUUUAUCGUCUGCUUCAUCGUUGGCAUCUUCCUCUCCGUUCUCGGGUCAGUGUCGAUAUUUUUUCGUAAUUUCAUCAUGUUUGCCUUACUGUUUUCACUCGGAAGCAUCUGUUCUAUUUGCAGUACAUUCUUUCUUAUGGGUCCUAUACGCCAGAUGAAGAAAAUGAUUGAUCCGAACCGAUGGAUAGCUUCCGUCAUAGCUGUUGGUAUGAUUAUUCUGACGCUGUUGGCGGGGCUCGUCGUAAGUUGUUAUGUCAUUUAUAAGCUGUGUCGCUUUUCUGGGAAUCAUCAUAAUUAGUG
Soboliphyme baturini is the source of this 443-nucleotide messenger RNA. The record is from the annotation of a GenBank genome assembly. NCBI's taxonomy places the organism in Eukaryota, Metazoa, Nematoda, Enoplea, Dioctophymatida, Soboliphymatidae.